Messenger RNA from Blepharisma stoltei, 1523 nucleotides. The record is from the annotation of a GenBank genome assembly. NCBI's taxonomy places the organism in Eukaryota, Ciliophora, Heterotrichea, Heterotrichida, Blepharismidae.
AUGGGAAAUUCACAAGAAAAUCAAAAAAUAAGGCCGAUUCCAUCAGGUCUUUGCAAAACUGAUUUUAUAUUCCAUCAAAUAUACCUUCAGAGCAAGUAUAGCUCGACCUGAACUCCCCCUCCCCUUCGACCCAACCACCUGACUGUUUCAGCUUGAACGAAAUUGUUAAUUCAAAUGGCAAGUCCCUCACUAAGGAUUUGACAAGUCAAAUUCAAUUUGUAGAUUUCAAUAAAGCUGAAACCGUCAAGGGAUGGGAGGGGAGGCUCUCAGGUCGAUCUAAAACCGUGCUCACGGUAUAAUAGGUCAAGGAGGCUUUGGAAGAGUAUGAGAGGUGACACACAAGAAAAGCAAAAAAUAUUUUGCAAUAAAAGAAAUGAACAAAGUUCGAAUAGUCAACAAGAAAAGUGUAUCUUCAGUAUUAAAUGAGCGCAAACUCCUAUAGUCUAUGACCUCUUUUAGGUUCCUUAAAUAAAAGACCCCAAAUAACAAUGUAUUUAAUUAAUAAUACAAUUUUUCCUAUAUAAAAUGGUAAAUUUAAAACUUAUUUUGAAUUUCAAUUUAUUUUUGGCCUAAUAGAAAAAUGGCUUUGCAAAAUAAUUUUUCUUUAGGUGUUAUUUUUUAUCGAAAAAAUCCAAAUAAAGACCCACACUAUAUCAAUUUUAAAGCAUCCUUUCAUUGUAAAUAUGCAAUAUGCGUUUCAGGAUCGUGAAAAUUUAUAUUUAGUCAUGGACCUUAUGACAGGAGGAGAUCUGAGGUUCCACUUAUGCAGAAAUCGCCGAUUUACCGAAGAGCAAACCCGCUUUUUUAUAGCCUGUAUCCUUACAGGAUUAGAAUACCUGCAUGUAAAUGGAAUCCUUCACAGAGACAUCAAGCCUGAAAAUCUUGUUUUUGACAAUAAAGGCUAUUUAAGAAUCACUGAUUUCGGAAUUGCAAAAAUUUUGGAGCCUCAAAACAGCAAAGAUACCUCAGGGACUCCUGGGUAUAUGGCUCCUGAGGUAAUGAAUAGACAAAAUCAUGGGAUUGGGGUAGAUUAUUAUGCCCUUGGAGUGAUUGCCUAUGAAUUUAUGACAGGAACCAGACCAUAUGUAGGAAGAAAUAGAAACGAGAUAAAGGAAAGAAUUAUUGCAAGCCAAGUUCAGCUUAAAAAAACUGAUGUCCCUAAAGGGUGGUCGAUUGAAGCUGCAGAUUUUAUAAAUAAAUUAAUCCAGAGGAAGCCAGAACAACGACUUGGUGCUAAUGGGCCUCAAGAACUGAAAAAUCAUGCUUGGCUUAGAGAUUUUCCUUGGAAAAAACUCCUAGAAAAAAAACUGGAGUCGCCAUUUAUCCCAAGUUUGAUGCACAAUUUUCAUCCAAUUCAAGCUAAGGAUUGGGGCAAGGACGUUGAUCCAGCAAUAAGGGAUGACUCAAUACAGCCCUUAUUUGUUGGGUAUAUUUUUGAUCCACAAAUUGCUAAUUUCAAGAAAGAUGAAACAACUCAGAGAGCUGAUCUGAAUUCCACUGCAAGAGUAAAAGAAUCUGUAUAA